Molecule: messenger RNA, 1134 nt
Organism: Staurois parvus
Lineage: Eukaryota; Metazoa; Chordata; Amphibia; Anura; Ranidae
Source: the annotation of a GenBank genome assembly
AUGUGUGACGAUGAAGAGACUACUGCACUUGUUUGUGACAAUGGCUCCGGGCUUGUAAAAGCUGGAUUUGCUGGAGAUGAUGCCCCAAGGGCAGUAUUUCCAUCUAUUGUUGGGCGUCCCCGUCACCAGGGUGUUAUGGUGGGUAUGGGUCAGAAAGACUCCUAUGUAGGUGAUGAGGCCCAGAGCAAGAGGGGCAUCCUGACUCUAAAAUAUCCAAUUGAACAUGGGAUCAUCACCAACUGGGAUGAUAUGGAGAAGAUCUGGCAUCACACCUUCUACAAUGAGUUGCGUGUUGCCCCAGAAGAACAUCCUACCUUACUUACUGAGGCUCCACUGAACCCGAAGGCCAACCGAGAAAAGAUGACCCAAAUCAUGUUUGAGACCUUCAACGUUCCAGCUAUGUAUGUUGCAAUUCAGGCAGUGCUUUCUCUUUAUGCUUCUGGCCGUACCACUGGUAUUGUGCUAGACUCCGGUGAUGGUGUAACCCACAAUGUCCCCAUUUAUGAGGGUUAUGCUUUGCCACAUGCAAUUAUGCGCCUUGACUUGGCUGGUCGUGACUUAACGGACUAUCUGAUGAAGAUCCUUACAGAGCGUGGUUAUUCUUUUGUUACAACUGCUGAACGUGAAAUUGUUCGUGAUAUAAAGGAAAAACUGUGCUAUGUAGCUCUAGACUUUGAGAAUGAGAUGGCCACUGCUGCUUCCUCUUCCUCCUUGGAGAAGAGCUAUGAGCUGCCUGAUGGGCAAGUCAUCACAAUUGGUAAUGAGCGGUUCCGUUGCCCAGAGACUCUCUUUCAGCCAUCCUUUAUUGGUAUGGAGUCUGCUGGCAUUCAUGAGACAACCUACAACAGCAUCAUGAAGUGUGACAUUGAUAUUAGGAAGGACUUGUAUGCUAACAAUGUCAUGUCUGGUGGAACCACCAUGUACCCAGGUAUUGCUGACCGUAUGCAGAAAGAAAUCACUGCUCUGGCUCCAAGCACAAUGAAGAUCAAGAUCAUUGCUCCACCUGAGCGAAAGUACUCUGUUUGGAUUGGGGGCUCCAUCUUGGCUUCUCUGUCCACCUUUCAGCAAAUGUGGAUCACAAAACAGGAAUAUGAUGAAGCUGGUCCAUCUAUUGUCCACCGUAAAUGUUUCUAA